Molecule: messenger RNA, 5057 nt
Organism: Coregonus clupeaformis (lake whitefish)
Lineage: Eukaryota; Metazoa; Chordata; Actinopteri; Salmoniformes; Salmonidae
Product: period circadian protein homolog 1
Exons: 17
Coding region: 468-4886 (1472 amino acids)
Biological process (GO): negative regulation of transcription by RNA polymerase II; entrainment of circadian clock by photoperiod; circadian regulation of gene expression
Cellular component (GO): cytoplasm; nucleus
Molecular function (GO): transcription cis-regulatory region binding; transcription corepressor binding
Source: RefSeq, a predicted model, not a curated record
UGUUCUGUACACAUUUUGUGUAGUUACAGGUGAUCAACAUUGAGAUGUUUCACAAUUUUCAAUCAUUUUAAACCUAACUUUACUGAAUACAUUUGUUGAAGACAAAAAUAUAUAUAAUCCCACGGAACGUACUUUUUCUUCAUGGAAAAAGCAGGUAUUUUGUCAAAACCAUUUCGCACACUGACUGUGUGCACAUGAGGAAGAGCAAACUGAUAAAGGUCUCACACAUAUUCUCUUCAAUUGGCUUAUCAGAUUCAUAAACUUUGAAUUUUUUUUGGUCAAUUCUAUCUCAAGAUCAAUGAGACACAGUCCAAACUUUUUAUCUUCUGGCUAAUUUUUACUUUACCAAACCAUGACUCUAUCUAAGUCUAGUAGCCCCACCUAGUAGCAGUAUUACUAUCACAGUUUUUUGUUUUGACAGAUAAUUUUUGUCAAACAGCAAUAGUAAAUCACUCAUACUGGUUAUUAUGAGUGAUGAGAAUGCAUACACCACUUCUGGAAAUGACACUAGUGGAGUAGGUGUAGCAGAAGAUGUGGUGGGACUCAAGGCGGGCUGCCAGUCCCCUGAGUCUGGACUGAGUCAGACUGGCAGCUCUGGUAGCUCCAAUGGAAAGAGAACUCGGUCUGGGGGCAAGUCCUCCCCCAAGUCCUCAAACUCUGAUGACACCGAUGCCCACUCGAGCGGGAACGACUCAGCCGAGAGAGAGGUGGAAGGUCACAUGGGGCGCGAGGCAUCAACCUGCAGCAGCGCCCAUAACGGGCAGGACUCUGCCAUAGAGACAAAAGAGAGCAAAAGCUCCAACUCCCACAGCCCUUCCCCUCCCAACAGCUCUAUGGUCUACAGCCUGCUGAGUGGCAGCUCGGAGCAGGACCACCCGUCCACCAGCGGCUGCAGCAGUGACCAGCCGGCCCGGCUGCAGACCCAGAGAGAGCUGCUCAAGGCCCUGAAGGAGCUAAAGAUCCGCAUGCCUGCAGACCACCGGGUGAAAGGCCGCUCCAGUACCCUGGCCUCCCUGCAGUAUGCACUCAACUGUGUCAAACAAGUCCGAGCGAAUCAGGAGUAUUAUCACCAGUGGAGUGUGGAGGAGAGCCACGGUUGCAGUCUGGACCUCUCAGUCUUCACCACAGAGGAACUGGACAACAUCACCUCUGAAUACACACUCCAGAAUACGGACACGUUCUCUGUGGGAGUGUCGUUCCUCUCUGGGAAGGUGGUGUACAUCUCCCCCCAGGCCUCUCCCAUGCUGCGCACUAAGCCUAAUCGACUCCAGGGGGCACUCUUCUCUGAGCUGUUGGCCCCCCAGGACGUCAGCACUUUCUACAGCAGCACCGCUCCCUGUCGCCUGCCCCCCUGGGCCUCCUGUACUGGCUCCAUGACCUCCCCUGUGGACUGCACCCAGGAGAAAUCCAUGUUCUGCCGUAUCAGUGGUGGGAGGGACAGCGAGGGGGAGGUGCGGUACUACCCCUUCCGUAUGACCCCCUACCAGCUAACCCUACGUGACUCCGACAUGACCCAGGCACAGCCCUGCUGCCUGCUCAUUGCUGAGAAGGUGCACUCAGGAUACGAAGCUCCACGUAUCCCAGCGGACAAGAGGAUUUUUAACACUAGCCACACCCCCAGCUGUCUCUUUCAGGAAGUGGAUGAAAGAGCUGUGCCGUUGCUAGGCUACCUGCCCCAGGACCUGGUUGGGACUCCUGUCCUCAUGUACCUCCACCCUGAUGACAGGCCUGUCAUGGUGGCCAUACACAAGAAGAUUCUCCAGUCGGCGGGGCAGCCCUUUGAACACUCGCCCCUGCGUAUGUGUGCCCGGAACGGGGAGUAUCUCACCAUAGAUACCAGCUGGUCCUCCUUCGUCAACCCCUGGAGCCGCAAAGUGGCCUUCAUCGUGGGUCGACACAAAGUCAGAACGAGUCCCCUGAACGAGGAUGUGUUCACUCCUAGUAUGGAGGUGGAGGCGCGGGCCAUGUCUCCAGAGAUCCCCAGGCUCAGUGAGCAAAUCCACCGUGUGCUGGUGCAGCCCGUCCACAGUGGUGGCUCCCAGGGCUACUGCAGCUCCCACGGAUCCCAGCCACACAGGCCUAGCCCGGGCUCCUCCUCAGGCAGCAGCAGCCCCUCCACCAAGGGGAUCAUCCAGAUGACCAUCCAGAGACCACAGCAGAUGACAUUCCAGCAGAUGUGUAAGGACGUCCACAUGGUGAAGACCAAUGGUCAGCAGGUCUUCAUCGAGUCCCGCAACCGCCCACCGCUCCGCAAACACGCCAGCACUGGAGCCUUGGUGAUGCCAGAGCAUUUAAACAAAGACUUGGGACCUAUUGGAGCUCUGGGGCCAAUUAAAACCUUGGCCUCAGUGCAGUCAAGGAAAGACCCGUCAGCCAACUACUCCUACCAGCAGAUCAACUGUCUGGACAGCAUCGUACGCUACUUGGAGAGCUGCAACGUCCCCAACACAGUGAAGAGGAAAUGUGGCUCCUCCUCCUGCACCACAUCAUCAACGUCCGACGAUGACAAGCAGAGGGAGUUGUCUGGAACAGCUAAAGGGCCCCAGGGUAAGGAAGGGUCUAAAGGGGGGCCACAGAUGAGCCCUCUGGCACUGCACUGCAAGGCUGAGAGUGUGGUCUCUCUCACGUCCCAAUGCAGCUUCAGCAGCACCAUCGUCCAUGUAGGGGACAAGAAGCCCCCAGAGUCAGAUAUUAUCAUGAUGGAGGAGACACCAGCCAACCCCACUCCCACCGCUCCAGCCCCAGCCAUUAACAACACCAUCACCACGGCAGUGACCCCCCGUCCCUCGACCUUUCCCAGCCCAGCAACACCCAGCCCCGCCCAGCCCAAGAGGGAUGGCUGCAGGUCGGCUGGAUGCUCAGGCCGCCUGGGUCUGACCAAGGAGGUGCUGUCUGCCCACACCCAGCAGGAGGAACAGGUGUUCCUGAGCCGCUUCAGGGACCUGGGACAGCUACGCAUGCUGGACACUGUUCCUCCUUCUCUGAGAGGACACACCACCACACCCAAAGGAGUGCGCAGCUCGCAGGACUAUCCAGCAGGCGGUAACAGACGGAGGAGGGGCCGGGGGGCCAAGAGGCUGAAGCACCAGCAGGAGGGCUCCCACGGGGGCCGCCCCCAGAUGAGCUCAGGGAUGAACAGUAGUUCCAGAAGGGAAGGGCAGGGGCACCAAGGCCAAAUGUUCCCCAUGGGUCAACCGCUAAUGAUGCAGGGACCCCUGACCUCGUCCUCUUCCUGGCCCACCUCUGUGGCCUCUCAGGCCAGCCUCCCUCCUGCCGUGGCCCAGUACCCUCCAGGAGUCCUGCCCUUCUUCCCCCUCUACCCCAACGCCAUACAGAUGGGUUACCCCAGCCCCCAGCCAGGCUUCCAGUACCCCCUGCAUGCCAAUCAGAUCCCCAUGCCAAUGGCUCCCCCGAUGAUGGUUGUUCUGCCCAACUACAUGUUCCCUCAACUCAAUGGAGGUGUACCACAGCUCAACCAGCUCAAUCCAGCCAUGCCUCACCUUAACCCCAGUAUCCCUGGUAUGGCACAACUUAACCAGGCACUACCGCAGUUCAACCAGGCUAUUCCACUACCACAACUCAAUCCUGUCUUGGCUCAGUUCAACCCCGCUGUGACGCAGAUGAAUGGCAUGCCUCAUGUGAAUCCCGCCCUAGCUCAACUCAACUCGUCACAGGUCAAUCCUGCUUUGUCGAUGAUCCCACAACAUUUCCAUAAUCCCAACCCAACAUUACCUUUCCCAAAUCCGGUUCCCGGGCUUCCUGGCUUUGCCUUACCUGGGAUUGAUCCCACGUUUGUCCAAAGCGGCAACUCCCGCUCCCACACCCCUCAGUCCGCGUACCAAGCCCCACUGGAGGGGACCAACUCGCCCCUCUUCCAAUCACGAUGCUCCUCCCCCCUCAACCUGCUGCAGCUGGAGGAGUUGCCAGGCAACAGGCAGGAGGGCAUGUCGACAGGGGCGCAGCAGACCCCGCCCCCACCUGGCUCGUCGUCUCAGGUUGGAGGUCAAGGCUCUGUUUACCGCAACAGCAACAUGAAGGGUGACGCCAAAGAGGACGAUAAUGCUGAUGUUGAUGACCAGGACGCCAUGUCCACCUCCAGUGACCUGCUGGAUCUGCUGCUGCAAGAGGACGCCUGCUCAGGCACCGGCUCGGCUGCCUCUGGCUCCGGGUCCUCUGGUUCCGGGUCCUCAGGUUCUGGCUCUAAUGGAUGCAGCACCUCAGGGAGUGGCACAAGAAGCAGCAACACCAGCAAGUACUUUGGCAGCAUUGACUCAUCGGAGAACGACCAUAAGCAGGCAACAGGCGGGGCUGAAGAGGCCCAGCUCAUGAAGUAUGUCCUUCAGGACCCUAUCUGGCUCCUUAUGGCCAACACAGACGACAAGGUUAUGAUGACGUACCAAAUGCCCACCAGGGACAGGGAGACUGUUCUAAGGGAGGAUCGUAUGGUACUGAGGGCGGUGCAGAAACAGCAGCCGUGCUUCACUGAGGAGCAGAAGAAAGAGCUGAUCCAGGUCCAGCCCUGGAUGGGCACCGGACGCCUGCCACAGGCCAUCAACACCCCUACUUGUACCGGGUGCGGUGCUCCUCCAGUUACCUCCGCCCCCCGGCCCUUUGAUGUGGAGCUGCAGGACAUGGAUCUGACUGGGGUCCUCCAGCUACAGGAAGAGGCUACCGUACACGCAGAGACACAUGUUACCAUGGCAACAGACGCAGGACAUACUUCCAGCUCACCACCACAAGCCCCCCAGACAGAGACUAAGGGGGGUGAGGGUGAGAGGCAAGGGGAACAGGAAGGAGAUUGUAGGGACACCAGAGUGAAGGAGUUGGAGGUGACAUCAUCAUCUGUAACAGAGAAAUGGGACUCUGUGUUUCUAAACAGCAACUGAGGACUUCUAUAUGGCCAAUGACUCUAAACCACAAUGCAUUGGGACAAAUGGGUGGCCAAGCUCACGUCAAUGUGUUGUUUGAACAAAGACGUGAACAUAAGGCCCAGCGUCGUCCAGGGUAGGGGAGGGUUUGGCCGGCAGGGAUGUAGCUCAGUUGAUAGAGCAUGGCGU